Messenger RNA from Mycena citricolor, 1032 nucleotides. The record is from the annotation of a GenBank genome assembly. Lineage: Eukaryota; Fungi; Basidiomycota; Agaricomycetes; Agaricales; Mycenaceae.
AUGACGAAUCCCCAGAAACCCAAUGCGUACGCGGGCAACGUGGUCAGCGACAAAACGAAUAUGGGAGAACCCCUCACCCCGCAGCACCUCGAGUUUAACGCCAAGCACAAGGGUACCCUGAAAUGGGUAGCGCCCGGCGUCCUUCUCGUGCAUCUUAACGACGGCGACGCUCUCCUGACGGCACAUCAGUUCCGGCAGUGCUUACUGUGGAACGAAGCGGUCAACAACCCGGAUUUCGACGGCACGGUGUACGGCCGAGGACCGAUUGGUAUCGCGGAGCUCGGAGCGGCGUGCAACCGGUACGACAACAAAAGUUGGUCGUUCGCGUCGGUGGAUGAGAGCGGGGGGAUUGUGUUUGCCGAACAGUACGUUCCCACGGUUCACGAUGGCCUGUGCUCGGACGACAUUAUGGCUGGCCGUGACGCCCCGGGUAUGAUCACCAUCACCGUUGCCGAGUAUGAGGAAGGCCGUGAGGCCAUUAUUGGACGAGAUCGCGCCAUCCGGAAGGCGAGAGAGCGACGUCUCGCUGAGAGGGACAUACCCGCAUCCACGGAGGAUUACGCGACCGGAGUCAACGGCGGAGCGAUGAUUGCCAAGCGUCGCCAGCGUAUCGAGGAGGCGAGAGCGAAUCGGUUGGCCGCGGGGGGCGCUGUGUCGCACAUUGUGGAGAUCAAGUGCAGUCUGAACACUGAGACGGCUGCGCGGGCGAACCAACGCGCGGAAGAGGAUAUAAUCAAGCUUGGUGGGAAUCCCAAGACCGGCAAGACAACGGAACUCAAAGUCGAGUACGCGGGGGCGGCGAAGAUCGUACUGCUCCUCAUCGUGGACGAUGUGAUACCUGCCACGAUCCCGUGGGACACAAUUCAGGACGAGAACCGUCUUCGACUUUUCCAGCCUUCUGAAGAUACUAUUCGCUAUAGCUUGUCUCCUAGCAAUACACAUCUUGAACAUUUCAUCCUCUACAUCUUCAAUACAAUCCUCCCCGCGACCGUUUGCGCGGAGAGUUCUGAGAGACAGCUGAGCGAUGAAAGA